UGCAGGAAGAGGCGCUCCGGCGUCCUCCAGUUUUUCGACGACGCCGCUGAAGACGACGGUUAUGAAGAAGAUGAGGAAAAUGAGGGUCAAGACGAUCUCGUCUACGACGACAAGGAUCUCAACCUCGAUAUCAACAAGGAAAGCAGUAAAGAUUUUAAAGGUGCUGGGAAAUCCCCUUAUCUCCCUAUAUUUGUCAAGGAAGAAGAGGUGAGUGGCGAUGAAUUGGAGGAGCUAAUUAAAGACCGUUAUGGAAAAGGCUCGGAGUAUGUUGUAUAUGAUGAAGAUCCUAAACAAGAUAAUGCUGCUGUAUCAGUAGAGCAUUUGGCAGGGGAUCCAAAUAUUUGGAAGGUUAAAUGCAUGGUUGGUAAAGAACAACAAAUUGUUCUAUCCUUAAUGCAUAAAUAUGCCGACUUGCAGAGGCUUGGAACAAAAAUGGACAUAAUUUCUGCAUUCACUCUUGAGCACGUAAAGGGCUAUGUAUACAUUGAAGCUGAUAAAGCAUGUGAUGUUGUUGAGGCUUGCAAAGGGUUUUUCAAUAUAUAUUCAACCAGAAUGGGGCUUGUGCCUAAUACUGAGAUUCCGCACUUGCUUUCUAUUCGGAAUAAAGCCUGUAUACUUUCCAAAGGUACAUGGGUUCGUAUGAAGAGUGGGAACUACAAAGGUGACCUUGGACAGGUCGUGGAUUAUGAUGACAUGCGGAAGAAAGCAACAAUUAAGCUGGUUCCACGAAUCGAUCUACAAGCUAUUGCCAAAAAAUUUGGUGGUGGUGUAUCUUUGAAGGAAGCUGCUGUUCCUUCUCCACGGUUGAUAAGCUCUCACGAGUUAGAGCAAUUCAGGUCUCAUAUAGAGAUCAGGCGUGACCGCCACAGUGGUGAAUGUUUUGAGAUACUUGAUGGUUUAAUGCUGAAGGACGGCUACUUGUACAAGAAGGUAUCCAUUGCAUCUAUUGUCUACUGGGGGGUAGAACCUUCAAAGGAUGAACUUUUGAAGUUCACGGAGAUGAGCAAGCCUGAGGAGGAAGAUGUAAGCUGGCUUUCUAGCGUUUAUAAUGUGCGUAAAAAGAUAAAACCAUCCAAGGAUUCGGACCUAAAAGGAUCUUCUGAGAAAGGGAACAGUUUUAAUCUCCAUGACCUGGUGUUAUUUGGACGUAAAGCAUUUGGUGUCAUAAUAGACAUGGGGAAAGAUGGCACGAUGAAGGUAUUGAGGGGUGACAAAGAAGGACAAGAAGUCAUCACAGUUAAGGCCGAGGCCAUAAAAAGUCAAUGUGUUGAUAAGAUGUUCACAGCUUCUGAUCGCCACAGAAAGACCAUUUGCAUAAAUGACAUUAUUAAGGUGUUGGAGGGCCCAUUGGAGGGUAGACAAGGAACUGCUUGUCAUAUGUACAAAGGAACUCUUUUUAUCUAUGAUGAGAGCCAAGAGGGAAAUAGUGGAAUAUUUUGUACUAAGUCAGACUUAUGCGAGAAGAUUACACCAGCAAAGGAUUCAUUUGGGAAGGGAAAUAAGGCAAGCUCUUCAUUCAGCCAAGAUCCAGUAAUAUCCUCUGAGCAAGAAGAUAGUUCAUGUACUUUUAGCAGGAAUCGCCGUAGGGAGUCAAACCAGAUAUUCUCCGUCGGGCAGACCUUGAGAAUUCGAAAAGGACCUUUGAAGGGUUAUCUUUGUCGUGUUGUCCGAAUUUACCGUUCAGAUGUUACAGUCAAGUUGGAUUCUCUGGUGAAGGUCAUUACAGUUGACGAGCAGUUGCUUUCUGAUCCUAACUUAAAGAGGGACACUGCAGGAGGUGGAUUAUCUGGAAAUGGAGAACAGACUCUGGGUGCAAGUUCAUGGGAUGGUGGCAGUAGCUCUUGGCAAGAUUUGUCAACUUCCGCGUUUUCUUUUUCUGCUAAUAAUGACCAAAAAUCAGGGCAAGAACAAGGAGCUGAUCCAUGGGCUGGCAGGGUGUCACAUGUGGCUGGAGACCAAGAACAAAGUGAUCCUUGGGUUAGUAAAGCAUCAAUCACAGCUGGAGCAGAUGGGGGAAGUGCUGAUCCUUGGGGUAGUAAAGCAUCACUCGCAGCCAGAGAUGAUGGGGGAAGUGCUGAUCCUUGGGGCAGUAAAGCAUCACUUCCAGCCGGAGAUGGGGGAAGUGCUGAUCCUUGGGGUAGUAAAACAUCACUUGCAGCCGGAGCAGAAGGGAGCAGUGCUGAUCCUUGGGGUAGUAAAGCAUCACUAGCAGCCAGAGAGGGGGGAAGUGCUGAUCCUUCGGGUAAUAAAGCAUCACUCGCAGCCGGAGAUGGGGGAAGUGCUGAUCCAUGGGGUAGCAAGCAGACACCAGGCACUCGAGAUGGGGGGAGUGCUGAUCCAUGGGGUACCAAGCUGACACCAGGAGCUAGAGAACAAGAACAAGGUGUUGAUCCAUGGGGUAGCAGCAUUGCGGGAACAACAACAGCUGAUAAUAAUAAGCCAAGAGCUGACCCAUGGGGAGGGAAAACCACACACGGAGGUUCUAGCCAUUCUGAUAAAACCUUUGAUAGCUGGGCAAAAGCUUCCACUGCAAGUGGAGAGGAGAAUUCUGUAUGGAAUAAGACAGAAGGUGUAGGUUGUGAAAAAGAUGGAGAUGGUUGGAAUAAACCUUCAGCAAGCAGCUCAUUUUCGGGCAGAGAAAGAGGUGCUGAUCAAUGGGAGAGCAAGGUUCCAGCUGCAGCAAAAGAUCAUGCGCGAGGAGUUGAUGCUUGGGGCAGCAAAGCCUCAGUUGCAAAUAAAGAUCAAGGAGGUGAGGAUCCAUGGGCUAGCAAGGUAACAGCUGGGGUUAGAGCUGAACAAGGACAAGGCACUGAUCCAUGGGUUAGCAAUGUGGCUGUGGCAACUAGAGAUAAAGAGCAAAAGUUUGAUACUUGGAGCAGCAAGGCGGCACUGGCUCCAAAUUCGGUUGGAGAUCAGAAUUCUUCAUGGGAUAAGGCAGCAGGUGGAGGUUCAGGAGAAGAUGGAGAUAGUUGGAGCAAACCUUCUUGUAAAGGCACCACUGUAGCUGUAAAUAACAGUUCAUCUUCAAGCUGGGAAACUGCUGCUAUUGGUACCAAGUCAGCUGAGAAACAAGAAGGUGAACCAAGCAGCUGGGAUAAAGCGAAAGUUUCAAGUGAUGGUCAGUCUGGAUGGGAUAUGGCAGCAGGUUCCUCUAUCAAAAAUAAUACAGAUGGAUGGAACAAUCCAAAAUCUUCUGGUGGCGAUCAGGUGUCAAACUGGAAGAUGGGAGGCAAUGAAGAUGCUUGGAAAUCUAGUAAGAGGGAUACUUGGGAAAAAUCAAGUGAAUUUGAAGGUGGCCGUGGAUUUGGAAGUGGUGGAAAUUCAUGGAACAAACCAGUUGAUAGUGACGGAGGUCAAGGAUCUGGCUGGGGAAAAGGAUCUGGAUGGGACGAUGGAGCUGGUAGCGGUCAAGGUGGAGACAAUGGUUGGAACAGGCAAAGAGAUUCUGAUGGGGGUUGGGGAUCUGGUAGGGGAAGGGGAAGAGGUCGAUAUGGGGGAAGAGGAAACAGAGACGAAGAAAAUCAGGAUGGUUCAAGUGAGUUUGGUGGAGGUAGGGGAUCUGGGAGAGGAAGAGGUAGGGGUCGAUAUGGGGGAAGAGGAAGCAGAGACGAAGAUAAUAAGGAGGGUUCAGGUGAUUUUGGUGGGGGUUGGGGGUCUGGGAGGGGAAGAGGAAGGGGUUGGUAUGGAGGGAGAAGUGCUGGAGAUGGAGAAAAUCAGGAUGGAUCAGGUGACUUGGGUUGGGGAUCUGGGAGGGGAAGAGGAUGGGGUCGAUAUGGAGGGAGAGGUGCUGGAGAUGGAGAUAAUCAGGACAGGCAAGGCGACUAUGGUGGGGGCUGGGAGUCUGGAAGGGGAGGAGGAAGGGGUCGAUAUGGGGAAAGAGGAGGAACUGGCAAUGAAGAUAAUCAGGACAGGACAGGUGGUUCUUGGGGAAGUGGAAGAGGAAGGGGUCAAUGGGGAGGAAGUGGGACUGCAACUGAAGAAAAUCAGGACAAGUCAGGUGAGUUUGGGGGCUGGGGAUCUGGAAAGAGUUGGAAUCAGAAAGAACAAGAAAGAGGUGCUGGUCCAUGGGGUUCUAGCGUGGCAGGAGCAUCUACAGAUAAAGAGCAGAAUGCUGAUCCAUGGGGUAGUAAGGCGACACCAAGUGAAUCUAACCAUUCUGAUAAAGCCUUUGACAGCUGGGUGAAGGCUUCUAGCACAAGUGGAGAGAGGAAUUCUUUAUGGGCUAAAACAACAGGUGGAGGAGGUUCCGGAAAAGAUGGAGAUGGUUGGAAUAAAUCUUCCACUAAAACCAUUUCAUCGACAUUGGGUAUGAUAUCACCAGAUCAAGGAGAAGGAGCUGCUACUUGGGCUUCAGGUUCUUCUAGAGAUAAAACACAAGGAGCUGAUCCAUGGGGUAGCAAGGCAUCACCUGCAGCUAAAGAUAAAGGAGAAGCUGAUCCAUGGGGUGGAAAAUUAGCUGCUUCGGCUAGAGCAGAUCCAGGACAAGGUGCUGAUGCAUGGGGAAGCAAGGCCGCAGCACCAUCUAGAGCUGAUAAAGAGCAAAAAGCCGAUGCAUGGGGUAGCAAGGCUGCACCUGGUGAUUCAAGUAACAAUCAGAAUUCUCCGUGGAAUAAGGUAGCAGGUGAAGGUUCUGGAAAAGAUGGAGAUGGUUGGAGUAAAGCAGCUACUUACUCUACCAAGAAUGGGGCAGAUGGGUGGGAUAAACCAAAGUCGUUCGGUAGCAAUCAGGCAUCAAAUUGGAAAAAAGAAGGCAAUGAGGAUGCUUGGAACUCAUCGAACAAACCUAAGGUUGAGGGCCAGGGAAGUGAACCAAGUAGUAGCUGGGAGAAACCGAAAGUUUCAACUGGGGCCACUUGGGGUUCCUCUAGCAAAAAUGGAACAAAUGAAUGGAAUAAUGGUGGCAAUGAGGAUGCUUGGAAAAAACCUAGAGGAUCUGAUUGGGGCGGUGGAGAUAGUAGUCGUGAAGGCCAAGGUAAUUAUUGGAAGAGGGAAGUAGCUUUUGAUGGGGGCAGGGGGUUUAACAGGGGAAGAGGAAUUCUGGGUAGAUAUGGAGGAAGAGGAAAUGGAGAUUAUGAUGAUAACAAUAAUCAUCAGGAUAGAUCAGGUAGUGACUUUGGUGGAAGAGGAAGGGGUUGGAAUGGAGAUAGAGGUGGUCGUGGUGGUGGCCGAGGCCGUGGGAGGUUUCAGUCUUCUGAUUGGAGCUAGAGAGUACUUGCUGCACACUAGCAGGGCACAGAGUGAUGUUGGAAGUUGGGUUCUCCUUAGUAAAAUGGACAUUUGGAGAUGUAAAUACUAAGCUAACAAUGAUGUGUUCUGUGCAAUGUUGAUGUUCCUCUAAUAGUGAAUAUGAAACUUGCUUAGUGUUUUAUUCACUGAAACUGGCUUGUGUUUUA
Messenger RNA from Asparagus officinalis (garden asparagus), 5393 nucleotides. Its product is annotated as protein RNA-directed DNA methylation 3. The record is from RefSeq and is a predicted model, not a curated record. The annotation marks the transcript as partial. Gene Ontology annotation, cellular component: DSIF complex. The transcript is spliced from 39 exons. Gene Ontology annotation, biological process: regulation of DNA-templated transcription elongation; regulation of transcription by RNA polymerase II; transcription elongation-coupled chromatin remodeling. Lineage: Eukaryota; Viridiplantae; Streptophyta; Magnoliopsida; Asparagales; Asparagaceae. Gene Ontology annotation, molecular function: mRNA binding.